AGCGGUUGGUUGCCUUACUCCUGUCAGUCAGAGGAACGGGUUCCACAACUGGCGCGCGGCUGUUCCCUCCGACUUUACUUAGCAGGGCGUCUGCGUGUCAGCUUGCUGUUGGCUGCGAGAGUAUCUCGAACUUGUAGGUGAAACAUGUCGGAGAGUAACCUAGUUGCGCGUAGCGACGUAGACGAGGAGCAGGUUUCUGGUGCUGAAGUCAUCGCACAGGCCCUGAAAACGCAACAUGUGGAGUACAUGUUUGGCAUCGUGGGUAUCCCAGUGACCGAAAUCGCCAUUGCGGCCCAGAAGAUGGGCAUCAGAUAUGUCGGGAUGAGGAAUGAGCAAGCGGCUUGUUACGCUGCCUCUGCGAUUGGAUAUCUGACAGGCAGGCCAGGCGUAUGCCUUGUUGUUUCUGGCCCAGGUCUCAUCCACGCGUUGGGUGGUAUGGCAAAUGCAAACAUGAACUGUUGGCCCUUGAUUGUGAUUGGCGGUUCUUCUGAAAGAAGUCAGGAAACUAUGGGAGCCUUCCAGGAGUUUCCUCAGGUUGAAGCUUGUAGAUUAUAUAGCAAGUUCUCUGCCCGGCCAAGCAACAUAGAGACUAUUCCCUCUAUUAUCGAGAAGGCAGUAAGAAGCAGUACUUAUGGUCGUCCAGGUGCCUGUUAUGUUGAUAUACCUGCAGAUUUUGUGAACUUGCAGGCGAAUGUGAAUUCUAUAAAGUUCAUGGAGUGCUGCCUGCCCCCUCCUGUUAGCAUGGCAGAACCCUCUGCUGUGUGUGCCGCAGCCUCUGUUAUUAGACAUGCCAAGAAGCCCCUUCUUAUCAUCGGCAAAGGUGCCGCUUAUGCCCAUGCAGAGGAGGGUAUCCGGAAACUGGUAGAGCAGUGUGGGUUGCCAUUUUUGCCCACCCCCAUGGGAAAGGGGGUCAUUCCUGAUAACCAUCCUAACUGUGUAGGUGCUGCCAGAUCCAGGGCUUUGCAAUUUGCUGAUGUAAUUGUGUUAUUUGGUGCCCGAUUAAAUUGGAUUUUGCAUUUUGGACUGCCUCCAAGAUACCAGCCACAUGUGAAGUUUAUCCAGGUUGAUAUCUGUGCAGAAGAACUGGGGAAUAAUGUAAAGCCUGCUGUGACUUUGUUAGGAGACAUAAAUGCCAUCACUAAACAGCUUCUAGAACAAUUUGAUAAAACACCAUGGCAGUAUCCUCCAGAGAGCAGCUGGUGGAAAACUCUGAGAGAAAAAAUGAAGAGCAAUGAUGCCGCAACCAAGGAAUUAGCUUCCCAAAAAUCCCUGACUAUGAAUUAUUACACUGUGUUCUAUCAUGUUCAAGAACAACUACCCAGAGACUGCUUUGUGGUUAGUGAAGGAGCAAAUACUAUGGACAUUGGACGCACUGUGCUUCAGAACUACCUUCCUCGUCACAGGCUUGAUGCUGGUACUUUUGGAACAAUGGGAGUUGGUUUGGGCUUUGCCAUUGCAGCUGCUUUGGUGGCUAAAGAUAGAAACCCAGGGCAGCGGGUCAUCUGUGUGGAAGGAGACAGUGCAUUUGGGUUUUCGGGCAUGGAAGUGGAAACCAUCUGUAGGUACAACUUGCCCAUCAUACUUUUGGUGGUGAAUAAUAAUGGAAUUUACCAAGGUUUUGAUGCAGAUAGUUGGAAGGAAUUGUUAAAAUUUGGAGAUGCUACUGUAGUGGCCCCUCCAGUCUGUCUUUUGCCGAACUCACAUUAUGAGCAGGUUAUGACUGCGUUUGGAGGCAAAGGGUAUUUCGUACAAACACCAGAAGAGCUCCAAAAAUCACUGAGGGAGAGCUUGGCAGACACAACUAAACCUUCUCUUAUCAAUAUCAUGAUCAAGCCACAAGCCACACGGAAGACCCAGGAUUUUCACUGGCUGACACGCUCUAAUAUGUAAAGAUGUGUGGGAAUGGUCUUGAGUUUUCUUUCUUGUAAGAUGGAAUUUUAUUUUCCACAGCAAAAUUACUAAAAUGUUAAAAUUAUUAU
Molecule: messenger RNA, 1979 nt
Organism: Hyaena hyaena (striped hyena)
Lineage: Eukaryota; Metazoa; Chordata; Mammalia; Carnivora; Hyaenidae
Gene: HACL1
Product: 2-hydroxyacyl-CoA lyase 1
Exons: 17
Coding region: 145-1890 (581 amino acids)
Biological process (GO): fatty acid alpha-oxidation
Cellular component (GO): peroxisome
Molecular function (GO): magnesium ion binding; thiamine pyrophosphate binding; catalytic activity
Source: RefSeq, a predicted model, not a curated record